This is a messenger RNA of Cucumis melo (muskmelon), 564 nucleotides long. RefSeq names its product universal stress protein PHOS32-like. The record is from RefSeq and is a predicted model, not a curated record. Bases 1 to 564 code for a protein of 187 amino acids. NCBI's taxonomy places the organism in Eukaryota, Viridiplantae, Streptophyta, Magnoliopsida, Cucurbitales, Cucurbitaceae. The transcript has a single exon.
AUGGCUGUUGAUUUGAGCGAUUGGAGUGAGGUUAUUGUCCGUUUCACCACUUGCGCCAUUAUCACUCCAAGAGAUCAAGUGUUUCUUAUUCACGUGCAGCAACAACCAGUUAGCCCUACAGAUUUUAAUCAUGGAAUAAUAAUGGACCGGGGAAAUAUCAUUGGAGCUCAGUCGUCGUCGUCGUCCACUAGUAGUAGUACUACUACUGAUCCUCCAACCAAACAACAAGAAGAUGCAGAAGAAGAAAAACAUUGGGACGACGUGACGAAGAGGAAGAUGAAUGAAUUGGCGAAAUAUUUAAUUGAGGCGAAAAUAGAGUUUGUGAUGCACGUGGUUAAAGAUAGUGAGGUGAAGGAGAGAUUAGCUUGGGAGAUUAAUAGAUUGGGGAUCAAUUUCGUUGUGUUGGGAUUUCAGGGGCAUAGCUCCAUGUUUAGCACACAAAUUUCCAUGUGUAGAAUGGGGAGUGUUGCGCUUUUCUGCUCUCGCCAUUGUCCUUCUUACGGCUGCCAGAUCGUUCUCGCCAGACAUCCUCCUCACCCUCAAGGAACAAUAACAUUAUUUUGA